Messenger RNA from Pygocentrus nattereri (red-bellied piranha), 2011 nucleotides. It is a transcript of the gene stap2a, whose product is annotated as signal transducing adaptor family member 2a. The coding region runs from base 66 to 1151 and encodes 361 amino acids. Gene Ontology annotation, molecular function: signaling adaptor activity. The record is from RefSeq and is a predicted model, not a curated record. The transcript has 11 exons. Lineage: Eukaryota; Metazoa; Chordata; Actinopteri; Characiformes; Serrasalmidae.
AAGGCGUGCCGUGUUCUUCAGUCGCCGCAGUCCAGCAGUGGUGACCCACCGAGCUGGCCAGGCUCAUGGCGACGGCACCGGUCAAGCCGCGACCCGGCGGGACUCGAGCACAGUUACCGCCCUGCUACUACGAGGGGUAUCUCGAGAAACGAGGACCCAAGGAAAAGGUCUCGCGGCGUCUGUGGACAUGCUUGUGUGGCAACACGUUAUAUUUCUUCAACAAUGCCAAGGACACACAUUAUGUGGAGAAGCUGGAUCUGAGUGGGUUUGUGUCUCUGAUUGAUGACUGCAGUCGAGACAGGAAUCUGGAGGCGGCCAGACUGAACCUGCGCAUGAAAGAUGGAGAGAUCAAACUCACAGCUCCCAACCUGGAGGCACGCGAGUUGUGGAAAGGAUUCCUCUAUUCUGUAGUGGAUUUGGCAGUGCCCACAACUCUCACCCUGCUACCAGGGCAGCUGCACAUGCUGAAGGAAGUGGUGGAAAAAGAGAGGCAGAGACGAAAACGCUCGCUCUCCAGAGCACCCUCCUCCCCCCUCUCUCUGCCUCUGGUGGGGGAGAUCCCUGCGUGUUUCAGGCCUGUCUCUCGUACAGAAGCAGAAGUGCUGUUAGAGAGGCAUCCGGACUGUGGGAACAUGCUGCUGAGGCCAGGAAGAGACGGGACGUCCCUUGCUGUCACUACACGACAAGACCUCAAUGGCUCAGUCUUUAGACACUACCGGGUGACCCAGAAGCAACAGGGCGGUUACAUCAUUGAUGUAGAAAACCCGAUACCAUGUCCAACCCUGCAUGAUGUCAUCAACGCUCUGGUAGAGAAGACCGCGGGAACUCUUCAGCCUUUUCUACUGGAGGAGCCUUAUGAAGAAAAUAUCACGUAUAUUUCCUCUAAUGAUGAGAACGGAGAGCGAACUCUGCACUGCGCACCUACAAGCACUUUCUCCAGAGGACCCGCACUUCCCCCCAAAGGGCCAGAGAGAUGGACAUUGAGGUCACAGACUAAAUCUCCUAGCCCGUCCCACAGAUCAUUAAGUCCUCCAGGUUCCCCAUCCAGCCCAAUGAGACGUCUUGUGCUCUCUCCAUCACCACUGACACAGACAGCUUUCACUGAAGAGCUAAAACAGAAGCUAGAGAAGAGGCGCACCAGUCAAGACUGACUUCUCCUCAAAAAUCAGCAGCCAGCUGUCUGAUUCUGCCAGUGCCUUGUUUGAAUCAAGCUUGUCCAUUGAAGUUGCAGCUGUGGAAGCAGAAUCUAAUUUUCAUGGUGCGUCAUUACCAAGUUGAGGAUCGACUACAGGAACUUACUGUGGACCAAUUUGAGCCUGAUUGCAUCAAACAUGCCUUUCUCCUCAGGUUUUCACCUGCUUCCUCCCACCUCAGAGAGGCAGUCGAUCAACAUCUUCUCUUGCCAAGACACAAGCACAUCAAAGCAGCCUUACACUGAGAGACUAUACUGAAUCACUACUGAUUACAAAGAAGCACUGACUGUACAGUAACGUAUGUUCUGCUGUUCUGAUUUAACUGCUAUACGUGUUCAGUAGGCUUCCAUAGAGUUAGAAUGACGUCACUUCUGUGGUUCCCUGAGUGUCCUGAAGAUGUCAGCGUUUUAAAGACAACCCUUACGUUUUCAAAUCGUUGGAUGCAUUCUGUAACCAGCAGGUGAAAGACCAAAAUCUGAAAUGUUAUGCUCAGAAUAGAACAAAACAACAAUGAAGAGGAACUGUCAGACUGGGAAAUUGAUUAUAAUGUUUCCGUAGAGAGUCAAGUGUUUGUAUUUGUGCUCCAGGUUGACUAACUAAACUGUGGUUGUCAUUACUGGUUUGUCUAAUGAACGUGCAUGGUGCUACUGUUUGUAGAUAUUUGAAUUCAUGUGAGUAUCGCUGUUGAAUUUUGUUGUAUUUAUUGGAAUUAAAUGGAUGAUUUUUCACUAAGGCCAGCAGUCUUUUACACCCAGUGUAAACUGAGUCAGUUGUCAGUGCAGGACACUCAAAUAUAAAAUUACUGGUGUGGAUCUAAA